Bolinopsis microptera is the source of this 1710-nucleotide messenger RNA. RefSeq names its product putative divalent cation/proton antiporter TMEM165. Bases 103 to 975 code for a protein of 290 amino acids. Gene Ontology annotation, molecular function: manganese ion transmembrane transporter activity; calcium ion transmembrane transporter activity. The transcript has 9 exons. Lineage: Eukaryota; Metazoa; Ctenophora; Tentaculata; Lobata; Bolinopsidae. Gene Ontology annotation, biological process: Golgi calcium ion homeostasis; manganese ion transmembrane transport; calcium ion transmembrane transport. The record is from RefSeq and is a predicted model, not a curated record. Gene Ontology annotation, cellular component: Golgi apparatus.
CAUUUUUAGUGGAUGGAGAAUAUGUGGUAGUUCAACUUCUACUCUACUCUACUCUACUCUACUCUACUUCUACUCUACUCCCCUUUAAACACAUACCACACGAUGGUCAUGACUACCUUAACCACGGUAACCGUGGUGACUGUCCUGAUACUGUCCUACUCUCAGUUAGCCCUAGCUAACACCGAACCUGAAAACCCGAUUGCUGCCACUGCAGCCACUGACCUGAGUGGACUGUACAACUCUUUACUUGAUAAGUACAUGCAGCCUGGCUUCUGGCAUGGCUUCUUUGUGUCCCUGGCAGUCAUCAUCGUCUCCGAGAUAGGAGAUAAAACGUUUUUUAUCGCCGCUAUCAUGGCUAUGAAGCAUCCCAGAAUGUUGAUAUUCAGCGCGGCUAUCGGCGCAUUAAUUGUAAUGACGAUAUUAUCAGUAGUUUUGGGCUUCAUAACUACAAUCAUCCCUCAAGUGUACACUUUCUACGCUGCAACGUUUCUCUUUGUUAUAUUCGGACUACGCAUGUUAUACGAGGGUUAUCACAUGAACGAUGACGAGGGACAGGAGGAGUUAGAAGAGGUCCAGAUGGAGCUGAAGAAAAAAGAGGAAGAGCUUGAUAACCAGAAGACCGUAUCAGAUCUGGAAACUGGAGCAAGUGAGACUGCGGCAGUUAGCAGUACACCCUCUCCUAUCGGCUCUAUCUUUAAAUCUAUUUUCUCACCCAUAUUUAUAACUGCAUUUACAAUGACGUUUCUAGCAGAAUGGGGCGACCGGUCACAAAUUACUACUAUAAUAUUGUCCUCUAGGGAGGACCCGUGGGGAGUAUGUAUAGGUGGGUGUUUUGGGCACAGUUUGUGCACCGCCGGCGCUGUUAUUGGUGGCCGGAUGAUCGCUCAACGUAUAUCAGUUCGAACAGUGACACUGAUAGGAGGGGUUGUUUUCCUAUUGUUCGCAGUUUCUUCUCUGUACCGAGGUCCCAGUUAGCAUAUCCAGAUAAUAUCAACAUUCAACCUCACGAUAUCAUCAUUAAACAUCAAGAUAUCAGCAUUCGACAACAUAAUGUCAACGUUAUAUUCUCGUGUGUGAGUGAAAAUUAAGUUUUAUUAGGUUUGUUCAGAGUUGGAUUACUACAAGUUACUCCGCUCAACAUUAUCAUAAUCGGAUAAGCCCUGGAUGUUAAACUCAUCAUGAAAGCUUUUAUUUAACAUAAUUGUGUUUUGCUAUUUGAGUGGAAUUUUAUUUUUACAUUCCUUCUUCCUCUUGGGAUAGAACCAAGCGGCCUAGUUAUUAGAGUUUUAUUUUUGGUAUUAAUAUUAUGGUUAUUUCAGAAGGCCUUCCUUUUGAAAUGCAUAAUUUAAUCACGUUUUUCCAAACAUUUGUCUAAGUUAAAAGGUAAAACCGUCCUUUUUAACAUAAACCCAUUUAAACUAAAUUUGUUUUAGGUUUGAAAAUUAUUUACCAAUUAUUUCGGAUAAUGCUCUGUGUUAAGAAGUUUAAAUAAUUAGAUUAAUUUAUUUUCACUCUAGUCAAUGUAAGUUUGUAAAAAUCACAUGAUAUCACAUUCCUGAUGUUUGUUUAGGUUGAUGUUUUGGUUAUUGAAAUAUUUAUAAAGGGCGUAUGAAUAUAAUAAUCCGUAAUACUUCUAGAUUUGCUUUAACAAAAGUACCUUUGCUAAUAUGUAAUAUCUAAACCAUUUAUUUUUAACGUCAACUGAUACCA